CGUGUCCUCACAAAAGCCCCAUUUCUCCGUUAAUUCAAAGCUAAAACCCCAAAUCUCGUUAUCGCAUGGUCUCUAAAAAUCCGAACCCGCCAGAGGGAUUCUUCCUGGAUCCAAACGGAAUGGCCUUACCCGGUCUAGGACCCUUCGCCACAGCUCCUACCACUGCAUCCACCACGUCUUCAUCGGAGGAUCCGUCUAAGAAGAUCCGCAAACCCUACACCAUCACUAAGUCCAGAGAAAGCUGGACUGAACCUGAACACGACAAGUUCCUCGAAGCUCUCCAGCUCUUUGAUCGUGACUGGAAAAAGAUUGAAGCAUUUGUUGGGUCAAAAACAGUUAUUCAGAUACGUAGUCAUGCACAGAAGUAUUUUCUAAAGGUUCAGAAGAAUGGAACUAAUGAACAUCUGCCUCCUCCUAGGCCUAAAAGAAAGGCUGCUCAUCCAUAUCCUCAGAAAGCCAUGAAAAAUGCCCCAACGACCUCGCAACCUUCUGGAUCCUUUCAAUCAUCAUCUCCUCUCCUUGAAACUGGAUUUGUUAGAAGGCCUGAAUCCACUUCAAUGCCUCUGAGCCCUAUAACUGCUGCUGUGGCAGGUUCUUGGACAAAUAAUAUGUCAGCAGCUAGUUUAUCAAAUCAAAAAAAAGGGCCACUAGUGACAAAUAAUUGUUGCAGUAGCACUGAGAGUACUCCUAGAACGAAACCAAUUGUUGAAAAAGCCCCUGAGUUGGGGAAUCAUGGCCAUCCAUUGAGAGUUCUGCCUGACUUUGCUCAAGUUUACGGCUUUAUUGGCAGUGUCUUUGAUCCAAAUGCUACUGGUCAUCUGCAGAGACUAAAAAAGAUGGAUCCUAUAGAUGUUGAGACGGUGCUUUUGUUGAUGAGAAACCUCUCUAUCAAUCUGACCAGCCCUGAUUUUGAGGAUCAUAGACGGUUGCUUUCUGCAUAUGAGAUUGAUACACAAGCAAUUGGUCCAAACAAAACCCUUAAAGAUGACAUACAAAAGAGUGUUGCUUAAUUUGGGUAAGUAGUGGGACCAACUGAUAAAUCUCCACUGUUGGAUGUUCCUGAACCUCCAUUGAGUUUGUUGUGGAAAUAUUAUGAUACUGACUAUCUUUGAAUUCUAUGUUCUGUCCGGACAAAAGCUACAGGUAGCUUCAAAUGCCAGCUAUUAAAGGCAUGUGCUCCAAUUUGUUUUGUUAUUAGUUUGCCUCUGUUGGUUACGCCAUCAGUUGUAGGUAACUUCUAUCAUUCCAGUCCCAUGUAUAUAUCGAAAAGAUAUAAAAGGAAGAGGAAAUAGAUAUUUAGUACUUGGGGAGUGUAUAGUAAUGCAGUUAUAAAAGUUUUCCCCUGUACAGUGCUGAAUCUCUGUAUUCAAGUUUUGACUUUCAAAUAAUUCCUAGUCAACUCUACUUUAUGUAAGCUAUGUGAUCUUUUGCAAUUGAAGUUGUUUAUGUCUUCUGAGAAUCCU
Messenger RNA from Jatropha curcas, 1463 nucleotides. RefSeq names its product Homeodomain-like superfamily protein. Gene Ontology annotation, molecular function: DNA binding. Lineage: Eukaryota; Viridiplantae; Streptophyta; Magnoliopsida; Malpighiales; Euphorbiaceae. The record is from RefSeq and is a predicted model, not a curated record.